GCCUGGUCAGUCGAUCUGUUCGAGUCGCUGUCGGAGCCGGAGCCUCAUAUUCGCGGCGUGCGCAAUAUGAUUGACUUCGCCUCCACAUCCGCCGCACACGUCAAACUUCUCUUUUCCAGUACGGCAGGCGUGAUUAGAAGUGCGUCUCCUAUUCUCAACUAUUCAUGUCUCUGACAGAAAAACCCUGUACAGAACUACCUGAUCAUAAGCCCGUCCUCGAGGCAUUGGUUGAGGAUCCCUCGAUCAUUGUCGGCGAGAGCUACUUCGAGUCGAAAUGGGUCGCCGAGCACCUAAUCACUCUCGCUGGGGAGAACAGCCUUUGGUCGCCUACCGUCGUGCGCGUUGGCCAAAUCAGUGGGAGCAAAAUCGGCGCCUGGAGGACGUCGGAAUUGGUACCCUCGAUGGUGUCCGCUAGCAUUGCGUUAGGGCGUCUCCCGGACGCGUCUGGAGAAGUCGCUUGGAUUCCAGUCGGUGCGGCUGCAGCUGCGUUGAUCGAGUUCAUGGACAGCCCGGAAACGAUUCUCCACCUACGUCACCCGCACCCGGUGACGUGGUCGGAGGUAUUCAAACACUUCGCACUGGUCCUAGACCUCCCACUCGUGUCGUACUCAGACUGGUUCACGCGACUCGAACGCGGUCUUAUGCUGCACGACGAUGCAGAUAUGGUGCGUUGUCUGGAGCGGGGUCAACGUUUCCUCGAGCAAUACCGCUGUCCUAUGAAUCCAUAUGACUCCCGGCCAAAUGUGAUGAAGAGGCUCAAUCCUCGUAUGGAUAUCACUCAUGGACUAGAGGCUUCUGCGACGCUACGCGAUGGAGUCAUACCAACGAUUGGCAUAGAGGAGGUUUCCCGUUGGGUCAAUUACUGGCGUCAAGAGGGCAUCAUUCCGCCUAACCCUGUGGCUGUGUAAGCGGAAAGAGUGGCUGCGGAAGGUUUACCAGGUCGUCUCGGAUAAAGAAGACCAGUGUUUAUCAUGUUUGCUUGUGCUCACAGAUGUACUAGUAGUGAUGACUGAUUGUCAGAUCGA
Messenger RNA from Fomitopsis serialis, 1025 nucleotides. RefSeq lists its product as uncharacterized. The record is from RefSeq and is a predicted model, not a curated record. Lineage: Eukaryota; Fungi; Basidiomycota; Agaricomycetes; Polyporales; Fomitopsidaceae. Bases 165 to 908 code for a protein of 247 amino acids. The transcript has 2 exons.